Molecule: messenger RNA, 3585 nt
Organism: Closterium sp. Yama58-4
Lineage: Eukaryota; Viridiplantae; Streptophyta; Zygnematophyceae; Desmidiales; Closteriaceae
Source: the annotation of a GenBank genome assembly
AUGUCGGAGGAUCUGUUUUCGGAAAUUGAACAGCUUGCUCCUAAAUUUGCCGAUGGAAAUCUUGAAUCCUUAGAUCCACUGCAGCGAGUAAUCUCUGAUCUUCUAUUAAAAUCCAAGGACCGGACAUGGCUGGAGAGUGACGCGGACGUCGCCGGCGGGAUCGCCGUUACGCGACUGAUUAACCUUCUUCCUGAUUUUUCUCGGCAUUGUCCCGAGCUGUAUGGUCUUCAACGAUCCAGUGACGUAUCUGGACCGUCGGCUUCGGCUGCUGACGGAUGUCACGGAUCCGCAUCUUCAAGCUUCAUCGACCGGCUUUCCACUGAUUGGUCUGUUUCCGCAGAUCCAGAUCUACAUGGAGCGUCAGCAUCACCAUCAACGGCUACUAUUGCUGCAUCUGAGAUUGCAGAUGCUCGAGGAUCAAGCGGUGUCGCUUCCGCACAACCAGCAAUCCGACCGUUGGUGCAAGUCCUUCGAGUUAUUCGGAACCUGCUCGCCGGUCUCGCCCCCAAUCAAAACGCGUUUCUACAAUGCGGUGCGCUAGAUGCGGUAGCUACUAUCGCGGACCGGCUUAUAUCGAGUCACAUCAUCCACCAAACCCCGCUACCAGGCGCCGCUCCUUCCGGCGGAAAUCUCGCUGCUGCAGGCAGUACCGCCAGUGUCUCUGCAGCGUCUGCUGCGGAUCAACCAAGAUCGGGAUCCCACUCUUCAGGCAACGGUGAAGACUCGACUCAAGUCGCUUCCCAACUUGCAAAGCUAAAAGUGGGUAGCGGAGCUGCUUCAGGCGCAGCGUCUUCCGGCAGCACCGCCGACGCGCUUUCGUCUUCAAAACCCGCACCUGCUUCCGCUUCUGCCUCCGCCACGGGUUCCUCCGCGCCUUCCGCGCGCAUGCUUAACCGUCCCCCCGCUUUAGCGACUUCCGCGGGGGGAGCUUCCGCCAGCGCAGCCCAUCGGCGGAAACGGUCCAUUAACAGAAAGGGCACCGGAACUCUCUCUCUGCCCCUUCUCUCCCCGUCCGCCGCGUCAUUCGGCGCUCUCCCCGGCGCGGCCUCCCCGGCGGGCGGCGCAGCGGCUCUCGCGCAAGGGUCGCCGAUGGCGGGCGGAGUAUCGGGUCACCCGAUGACCCCCAUGUCGCCGAUGUUUUAUUCGUCGCUGCUGCCGCCUGCGUCGCCGUCCGUGCUGCACCUGGCGCUGCAGAUCGACCUGCCGCGAGACCACGUGGAUGCCUUGAAGGCCGUGCUUCAGGUAAUCGGCAACUUCGCCAACGCGGGAGAGCUCCAUCAAACCGCAGUGUGGGACCGCUGCUUCCCCGGCACUUUCUCGCGCCUCGCCACAGUGCGCUCUCCCGCGGUGCAGCGCGCGCUCUGCAUGGUGCUCUUCACGUGCUGCCGCGCCGUGCCCAAGCACGUCGACGGGCUGGGCGGGUCCAUGGACGGCGUCGCGCUGCUCGCGGGCGCGCUCAGGGCGCAGGGGGAGGCGCUCGUUGCGCGCGCGGAGGGGCGCGACGGCGGCAGCGGCGGGGAUGUUUUCUCAGCUCUCCCGGAUGCUGCCUCUAACGGGAUGGACGAGUGGUUGGGUCUGCUGGUGGAGCGGCUCUGCCUGCGCGCGCGCUACUUCGAGCCUGUCUUCAAGAACCUGCCCAACUUCUCGCCACGCCCUGCCCUCGGCCAGGUCCGAGGGCUAUUCUGCCCGGAACAAGCCGCCCUGCUGUGGGUCCUGUGGGGCGCUCUUCACGCCACUGCGAAAGCACGGGGGAUCCCAGGAAUCGACUUGCCUUCUGCUUCUAAUGAGGAUAAUGGAAAGUCCAAGGGUGAUGAGACGUCAAAGGAGCCUGCUGCGCCUGGAUCGAGAUGGCAGGUGCAUGGGCUGCCUGACAUUGGACCGGGCACUCUCAAGUUCCUUCUCACUGCAUGCAGAAACGCUGCGGCGGGUCUGAGCAAGGCGCGGGAGGAGGCUGGCAGCAAGGCCCUCGCCUCCUCCUCCACCUCCUUCACGUGUCUGCAGCUGGACGUCUCCCGUCCUUCACAAUCCCCUCCGUCCUCUCCCAGUGGGGCUUGGGAACCUUUCGCCUGCCUCCCACCUCUCACCAUGCCGUACGUUCCUCCUCAUCGCCGAGCCGCCGCGAGCAGUUCCGCUGCCGAACCUGCUGCUCCGUCGGCGGCAGCGCCAAACCUAGUUGACGAUUUCGCCGAGCGAAGUUCAUCUAUAACGGGAGGCCCGUGCAGCGGCGAAUGUGCUUGUAACGGGGGGCGAGCUCGCUGUAACCGAAUGGUUCUCAGAUUCCAAAGGUUUCACGAUAGUUCUCAACAGCGCGACUGGGAUCAAAAUCUUGCUAUUCUAGCAAGGGUUCCAGAAACAGAGCGUGACAAUAUCGAGUCAGCUGCAGACUCUGCUGCAUCUUACUCCGUAUCAAAUCCCGCUUCUGAUCCGCCCUCUGAUACGUCAUCUGAUUCCCGGGUCUCUAAUCCCUUUGCCUGCUCCUCCUCGCCACUCUCCACCGCUCCUCCAACCUCCUUAUCCGACAACCUAGUCGGCCUUCUAGCCAGAGCACUAGAGGCCGCUCACAGAGACAUACAGCUCGUGCCAGAGAUUGGGAGGAGAGGGACGAGAAUGGUGGAGCGGUGCAAGCUCAUGGUGAAGCUGGGGAAGCUGCUGCUAUCCCCGUCUUGGAAGUCCUCAGUACCCGUCUCCCUCCCCAGCCUCCCUCCCUUCACAGCAGGUGCGUUUGAGUCACAUGUCAACAGGCGCGCAAUUCGCCUUUCCGUGCCUGUUUUCCGAUCCUACGACACAGGCCUGCCAGAGAACCUCUUUGCUGCAGUGGAAGAUAUGGCAAUUGAGUGCGGCGUUAUGAACAUGCGAUACAAGGCCCGAUCGCGCUAUCACAUCUGGAUAGCAGAUACCGAGUUGGAAAUCGAGUACAAGCUUAUCUGUGUGCCUGACCCUGACAACUCCGGAAUCAUCCUCACCAAGGUGAAGCACAACUCGGUGCGCUAUGCAGUCAUUGACAUUGCUCGCCCUUCCAGAGCCAUUGACUUCCGCCUGCUGCUGUACAAAGAGUCCAGGCUCUGCUCUCUCGACGACUCCACCCGAUUUGCCUGUGAGAGCAUAGCUUCAACUGCAGUCAUCGACAGGAGUGCAAGAGGGGGACUAGUCUGGCCAGGCACCACCACUGCCUUCGCUUUCACCCUUCUCUCCACUUCCUCCUCGUCAGCAUCACCAUCAUCAUCAUCACCAGCAGCAGCGGCAACACCCACUACCCCGCCCCAUCCUUCCUCACAAUCUGUCCAACCGUCGCCAUCCCGUCGCUUCAGAGUCAUGGGCUGUUGGCACCUGGAAAAAUCCCGGGCGGAGUCGGGCGGACGUUUGUGGAAGCUGGCGAGGAUAAACGGGCUGGGGGCGGGGCAGGUUGGGAGCAGCCUGAAGCACCAGAUUGACCUGUGCCCCUUGGCGUGGCGAGAGACAACCAAGGUGGGAUGGUUGAACGGUUAUGCAUGGUGCACGUGUCUGGUUUUGAGGUGUAAUGCGGUGCAGCGUGGUGGAAGCUGGCUCGCACCAGUAGGUUGGGAGCAGCCUGAAGCACCAGAUUGA